GCACCAAACUUCCUGGAACUUUUCUUUCUGCUUCGGGAGACUAAACAGUGAGGGGACAGCAAGCAUGACGGCCCUCCUUCGCAGGCUGCCGGGCUCCAGGUGCUCAGUGAGGCCGUGGCUGGGUGUGAUUCUGCGGGAAACGCACGGCGGAACUUCCCGUCUGCUCCCCCGGGACGGAGCGCGACUGCUGGCCGGCGGCGCUCGCCCUCUGACGGCGUACUGUUGCGCACACAGCCGCAGGCAGCACACGCAGGCCGGAGAUCCCGUAGAGGCGCAUUUAAAGCGUUUAGAGGGGGAAGACGAUGGGAUAGUGGAGGUGUUGAUGUGCCGACUCAAAGCCAGAAACGCCCUCGGCCAUGUGUUCGUGUCACAGAUGAGGGAGCUGGUUUCCACUCUGGCCAAUGACUCAGCAGCACGUGUGGUCGUCUUCAGGAGUUUAGUGCCGGGUGUUUUCUGUGCAGGUGCAGACCUGAAAGAGAGACAACUGAUGAACAACACAGAGUCUGAUCUGUUUGUUCACGGCCUGCGAUCCCUAAUGACUCAGAUAGCAUUGUUGCCCAUGCCGACCAUCGCAGCGAUGGACGGCGCUGCCCUGGGAGGUGGGCUGGAGCUGGCUUUGGCCUGUGACCUUCGCACUGCUGCACAUUCGGCACAGAUGGGUCUGAUUGAGACGACACGGGGGCUGCUCCCAGGGGCGGGGGGCAGUCAGCGGCUGCCGCGGAUGGUGGGCAUCACUCUGGCCAAAGAGCUCAUCUUCACAGGUAGGCGUGUGGGAGGGCAGACAGCUCUGGAGAUGGGGCUUGUAAACAGAGCUGUAGAGCAGAACCAGACAGGAGACGCUGCCUACAGAGAGGCACUCCGCCUGGCCAGAGAGAUACUGCCCCAGGGGCCUGUCGCAGUGCGGAUGGCGAAAGAGGCAAUUAACAGAGGCGUUGAGGUUGACAUUGGUUCAGCAAUGGCAAUAGAGAGGAUGUGUUACGCUCGGGUCAUCCCUACGCGGGACAGACAGGAGGGUAUGGCGGCCUUCAUAGAGAAGAGACCCCCGCGGUACACCGGGGAAUAAACUCUUUGGAGCUAUUGAAUUUCUAUCUCACACAGACGUACCACCGCUCUCCAUAACCUCAUGUCUGAUAGGUUAACUCCCAUUGAUUGUUUAUGUGCACACCAGCCAGUGUCGAUAUGUUAAUUAAAGUCCGUGUGAGUUCUCAGUGGUGACUGUUUGCUUUCGCGACCAAUGGAACAUGACUGAAAAGUAGAAGGUUUAUACUGUUUUAUCAACACAGGUGAUGUGAAGCUCAUCUCUGGAAUAAAAAGGCGACCCAAGCGUCAUAUCCAGUUUU
Messenger RNA from Chelmon rostratus (copperband butterflyfish), 1340 nucleotides. RefSeq names its product enoyl CoA hydratase domain containing 2 (gene echdc2). Gene Ontology annotation, cellular component: mitochondrion. The transcript is spliced from 11 exons. Gene Ontology annotation, biological process: fatty acid beta-oxidation. Bases 65 to 1063 code for a protein of 332 amino acids. Lineage: Eukaryota; Metazoa; Chordata; Actinopteri; Chaetodontiformes; Chaetodontidae. Gene Ontology annotation, molecular function: enoyl-CoA hydratase activity. The record is from RefSeq and is a predicted model, not a curated record.